UCAAGUUGUUCCCUCCGCCCAGGCCACCCUCGCCUCGGCUCUGCCUGACCCUCCUUGAAGGCCGGCUCAAAUGCCACCCCUUCCAGGAAGCCUGCUCUGACCCCCUGUGCCCCCUCCCUGCUCUGCACACUCGGGUAACUUGCUCACGUCUGCGUCAUCCUAACUGUGGCCGGCCACUGGAGGCGUGACACAGGGAGGUGGGGGGACCUGCGACCCCUUAGCUUCCUGGCUCCUGCAUCGUGGCGGGUGAGGCCGAGCUGUCGCCAGGAGGCCCUCCCGGCUCCGCCUCAGCUGCACCCUCUCCACCUGGAGUGUCCCAGAGGGGCCGGCCAGUGAGGAAGAAGGGCACCAGGGCGGGGAUCCGGCUUCUGACCCCUCAGGGCCCAGAAGCCAGGAUGGAGGCUCGGCCCCAGCUGGGAGGCCUCUGAAGCCUCUAGUGGGAACACCUGGCCUGGGGGAGGGCUUAAAGCCCGGGAGGGUGCAGGCAGGUGCCGGCAGCGCGGAGGCGAGCGCGGGGGCGAGCGCGGAGGCUCUGCCUGCCACCUCCUGCCCCAUCCGCCAUGUGGCCCUUCCUCAGCCGAGCUCUCUUCCCGCCCCCCACUGAGGCCUGGCUCAGCAGGGCUUCCUCAGACCCCGAGGCCCAGGGCUGGGGGGCCUGGAGCCGGGCCGAGAAGACCCCUCUGGGCCCGGGAGCUGGGGACGGGGAGGAGGAGGAGACGGGGGAAGCGGAAGAGCACGAGGAAGACGCAGGCUUCCUGCUGCCUCUCCUGGAGAGGGGGCACCUGGCCGAGUGCCCGUUACCUGACCAGGAGCUGGAAGCCAUCAAACUGAAGCUGUGGGCCAUGGAGCAGGCCCAGCGACCGAAGCCGCCCGGGGAGCAGGGCCCAGAGGGGGAAGAGGAAGACGCCACGGCCCCGCUGGCCGGGCAGCUGCUGAGCCCCGAGACAGCCCCUCUCUCCACAGACAGCCCCACGGAGGCGGUGGAGGCCGAUCACAGGUCCGUCUACGUGGGCAACGUGGACUACGGGGGCACAGCCCAGGAGCUGGAGGCCUAUUUCAACCACUGCGGGGAGAUCCAGCGGGUCACCAUCCUGUGCGACAAGUUCUCCGGACACCCCAAGGGCUACGCAUACAUAGAGUUUGCCACCGAGAGCUCGGCCCAGGCCGCUGUGGAGCUGGACAAGAGCGUCUUCCGAGGCCGGGUCAUCAAGGUGCUGCCCAAAAGAACCAAUUUACCAGGGAUCAGCUCCACGGACCGCGGGGGCCUUCGGGGACACCCAGGCGCCAGGGGGGGACCCUUCCCUCACAGCAACUUCCAGGGCGGGGCCCGUUUCAGACCACGGGGGUGGAACCGGGGGCGCGGAAGGUUCUCGCCGUGGUAUUCACCGUAUUGAAGGGAGGGCCCGAUUUUGAGAGUGGGGCUGCGGCUGGCUCAGGAGUAGACAGCCGUGCUCCUCGUGGGACCAUUUACUCCGCGCAGAAUAACUAUCCGCCCCCCUUCCCUCGGCGGGAGGACGGCCCAGA
Balaenoptera musculus (blue whale) is the source of this 1524-nucleotide messenger RNA. It is a transcript of the gene PABPN1L, whose product is annotated as PABPN1 like, cytoplasmic. The coding region runs from base 561 to 1394 and encodes 277 amino acids. Gene Ontology annotation, molecular function: RNA binding. NCBI's taxonomy places the organism in Eukaryota, Metazoa, Chordata, Mammalia, Artiodactyla, Balaenopteridae. The record is from RefSeq and is a predicted model, not a curated record. The transcript has 7 exons.